Molecule: messenger RNA, 2192 nt
Organism: Rubroshorea leprosula
Lineage: Eukaryota; Viridiplantae; Streptophyta; Magnoliopsida; Malvales; Dipterocarpaceae
Source: the annotation of a GenBank genome assembly
CUCCUCGCCGCUUCAAGCUCUUGUCCUUUUUCACCUCUGAAGCAAUGCUUCAUUUCUUCAAUCUAGAGCUUGUCUAGAGUGGGUUUGUGGGUGUUUUUCCACUAUAUGGAUUUUGGGGUGGUGGGUUUGGAUGGGGUGGUGGGUUCGGACACUUCUGCUACUACAACUUCUGGUUUAGCUUCUCUUGCUUCCGAUCCUGAGACAAAGGAGAAGUGGUACGGAUCAGGGUUUCUAAAGCAGGAGAGAUCUUGUAGUAAUGAAGAUGACUGGAGAAGCUCCAAACUGGCCAAAACUGAGGAUUUCUCAGCUUCCAAGGCAAUGCCGUUCCAGCAGAGGAAUAGUUUAUUAAGAUCCAACGCCUCUAUCUUCCCGGAUGUGCAGCAGAAUCAGCAAAUGCUCAGCUUCUGUUCUCCCAAAGCAGAGGAUAAAUGUUCCCCAAAUGUCACAUUCCCUUACUUUCACCUCACAUCCCCUGCUUUCAGUAUAAACACAGGAUACAAUAAGGAAGGUUUCAAUGUUGCAAACAUGAAUGGGGUCUUAGCAGGGGCUAGGGGGCCCUUCACUCCAUCUCAAUGGAUGGAGCUGGAACACCAGGCCUUGAUCUACAGAUACCUCUCUGCAAAUGUGCCUAUUCCUUCUCAUCUUCUACUCCCUAUAAGAAAGGCCUUUGAUUCUGCUACCUUCUCUGGUUUUUCCGGCGGAUUCCUCCAACCCAAUACAUUGGGAUGGGGAAGUUUCCAUCUGGGAUUCUCGAAUAAUACCGAUCCGGAGCCCGGACGGUGUCGGAGAACGGAUGGGAAGAAAUGGCGGUGCUCGAGAGAUGCGGUUACCGACCAGAAGUAUUGUGAGCGGCACAUGAACAGGGGCCGCCACCGUUCAAGAAAGCCUGUGGAAGGGCAAUCAGGCCAUUCCGCUGCCACCAACAACCCAUCCGAACUGAUGCCUGCUACAUCCUCCUCCCUGGUGAUUGGACCCACCAUCGGCAGCGGUGUGUCCGAUAGCCUCAGCAUUGCACAGCAUCAGCUCAAGAACUUGCAGGCCGGCGCUGCAUCUAAUCUCUCCACGGCAGCACCCCUUAACAGGAUGUUUCUGAACAGAGAGAAUGCGGUUAAAAGAAUGCAAGAUACCGCUGGCCUGUCCAUGAUAUCUAAAGAAAAUCCAUUGUUCAUUCAAAGCCAGCAGAACCCAUUUGAUGAAACCACAAGAAAUGGUUUUGUAGUUGUUUCCUCUGACUCCCUCCUCAACCCUUCGCAUAAAAAUUCUCCCUUGGUAAACUUCAGAAACUUUGGUUCUUCCCAGGAUCUUACUGACCAAGGAACUGAAUCCCAGCAGUCCCUCCGCCAGUUCAUGGACGACUGGCCUAAAAGCCAGACUGAUCACUCUACCAUUUCCUGGCCUGAAGUAGACAUGCAAUCAGACAGGACUCAGCUUUCAAUUUCAAUCCCCAUGGCUGCAUCAGACUUCAUGUCUUCAGCUUCCUCUCCGGAUAAUGAGAAGGUCAUGCUCUCGCCUCUUAGAUUAUCGCGUGAAUUUGACCUUAUACAGAUGGGGCUAAGAGUGGGCAGUGUUAUCAAAGAACCAAACCAGAGGCAAGCAAACGAGAUUCCCAUCUCUUGGGAGACUUCCCUGGGUGGUCCUCUUGGGGAGGUUCUGAAUAAUACCAAUACCAGCACAGCAGACUGCAAACACUCAUCAGCACUCAACCUGAUGACCGAGGGUUGGGAUAAUAGUCCUCGGCUAGGAUCAUCUCCAACCGGUGUCUUACAAAAGACUACCUUUGUAUCCCUCUCAAAUAGCAGUGCAGGUAGCAGUCCAAGAGCAGAGAAUAACAAGAUUCGUGAAGGGGCCAGCCUUUGCAAUGAUCUCCUUAGCUCAACCAUUGCGCAUUCUUCCUCUUGGCCUGCCUUGUAACCCUUUUGACCUGCAAACCAAAAACUGAUUUAGGUACUGCAAGAAGAAGAGAUGAUGAUGAAGCUUUAGUCUAAAAAGCUUUUAGUCAGUCUGUUAUAUCUCAUUUAACCUUUUUAAUCUUUGUAUCCUUUAAGCAUGGUUUGUUUAGUAAAGAUCAGAUUCGGAAAGGCAGUUUGAGUUUCAAUUUUUCAGCACCUAAGUGCAAAAUAUUCGGUCGAUUGAGACAUUGACAAGUACCAAUUUUAUUGCUGUUGGUUGGUUGGCAAGCAUUGAAGUAUGAA